Macrobrachium nipponense is the source of this 6577-nucleotide messenger RNA. RefSeq names its product SRSF protein kinase 1-like (gene SRPK). Lineage: Eukaryota; Metazoa; Arthropoda; Malacostraca; Decapoda; Palaemonidae. The coding region runs from base 663 to 6437 and encodes 1924 amino acids. The record is from RefSeq and is a predicted model, not a curated record. Gene Ontology annotation, cellular component: nucleus; cytoplasm. The transcript has 14 exons. Gene Ontology annotation, biological process: spliceosomal complex assembly; regulation of mRNA processing; peptidyl-serine phosphorylation. Gene Ontology annotation, molecular function: ATP binding; protein serine/threonine kinase activity.
AGGGAUGAGAUGGGGAAGGAGACGCGAGUGGGGAAGAAGGGGGAAGAGCAGUCAGCAUCAGCAAACAGAGGCUAACGGAGUUAGUUGCGUCAGCCUCGCUGGGUUGUGAUGUUGGGGAUACAGUGGCCGCCCCAUCGGCACCGUCAGAAGUAGCUGGAGGAGGAGCAUCCGGUUGAAACGGUCGUUUGUGUGCUAACUUGCUCUAAGUGCGAUCGACGGCGAGAGAGGAAAUUGCGGAGGUGUCUUCUAACGUCACUCACGAGUGAUGCAUAGGGAAUAUGGUCACGGCUACUGACUGCCUUUAGCCUCCUUCACCACCACCACCAUCCCCCCUCCCCGGCCUAUCUCUCUCUCUCUCUCUCUCCGACGGCAGUAACAUUUGUAAAGAAGGUCCCAUUCAUUGUCGCAACAGUGCGGGAAUUGAUAUGCGAGUGUUUGAUUUUGAUGUGAAAGAAAAUGGUUCGUCGUCGUCAUAUUUCCGAACCUUUUGUUGAAAGACCACGAAAGGAAGUUCGAGAGCCUCAGUGAAAGAAAUAGAUAACGAGAGGCAAAUGUUUCGUGAAAAAUUCGAAUUGCGUGAUUUGGUGUCUCAACUUCGGUUUGCGAUGGUUGGACAAGUUGGUGAUCUAAUAACCAUUUAAUUGUUAAACUUAUUCAUUGCGAUGAUGGGGGGGCAUCAAGAUAGUGGUGGUGGUGGUGGUGGUGGUGGUGGGAGGGGUGAGUUGGUGCCUUGGUGGUCCCCGAGUGUGGUGCUAGCCCCAGAUCCUGGCCAUCGUCCUAGCCACCAUGCCCGAGACUUAGUAAGAGAGAGCAGUGACAGUGCGCAGCGGAGCAAGAGAGAACGAACAGAGUUACGUCGUCGUCGUACUCGCAAAGAUCGCAAACGACGUCCUAUGCAACAACAGCAACAGCAACAGCAGCACCACCACCACCACCACCAGGCCAAUUCCUUCACGGAAGCACCGCCUGAGGCAGGAUGGCUGCAGCAGUGCUUGCGUAAAUGUUUCAAAUCCCUCUGGUUGAUGACUGUCAGUGUGAGUUUUGCCCUGUUGAGUGGCAUACUGAGUGCCCUUUGGAGGAGUGUAGGUGGCGGAAUUGUGGGUGAGAGAGAAAAAGAAGAGCAACAGGAAGUGAAUGAAGUGGAAGUGGAGGUGGAGGUAGAGUUGGUGGAGGAGGAGGAGGAAGAGGAGGAGGAGGAGAAAGAUGGUAGGGCAGUCCUCGAAUGUUCCACCCACCAUGACAACAAGACACAUGACUCAGAUUCUGGUGAGUCUUUGAGUGUGGUCGACACUCGAGACGCGAACGGUUCUCCCACCCUCCCCUGCGGCACCCCUGUCACGCCACUUUUACUACCUCCUCCCCCUCCACCUCCCCCGCCACUUAACAACUCGAAUAACUUCCCUCCCCCUCCAGCGCAAGCCGCACUUCCACUUGAGCCUUGUUCAUCUUUGCAACGCAUCUCGACGUUGUGCUCGCCCCGUCCCCUUCAGAGCGGUGGAGGUGAAAGUGUACAUGAUCGUCAAGGGUCGGGUGUGGCGCGGAGAGUGUCACGGGCCUCCAUGAUUCAUCCCAAACGCGAGACUGACCCAACAUCACUGGCAAUUGCAGGUCAAUCGAGAAGCAGUGGAGAUCAUCACGAGCAAUCUAUUCCAAGUCCAUUGCUCGACGAUGGCUCCGAAGGGGGAGGAGCGGGAGAGAAGAGGGAGGAGGUGAGAUCGACAGAGGAAUCGACUGAAAGCCUUAAGCAUGAUCAUUAUCGUGGUCUCGAAAGCGGUAACCCAAACAAAGCUGUUUUGGAAGCCGUACGAGGAUUUACUUCGGCACAGGAAGAUAUGAUGCGUGCCAUUCAGGAAGCUAAGGAAACAACUCACGCCCUUGCGGGAGACCACCGCCGUGACAGUCUGUCCUCCGUUACUAGUGUUUCCUCCUUAGUGUCUACGGGAUCCCUCGAUGCAUCUCUUGUCUCCAGUCCAGAGUGCGAGUCUAGUGUCGGUUCGACAUCGCCGAGCGCUCUUGCUGAUGCUUGUAGUACGUUGCCAGCGACGUCAUCUUCAGUUGUUGGUGAUGCUACCCAUCAACGACGAAAGGAUUACGACCAAUCCCUCGAGGACAACAUAGAGGCUUCAUUAGCCCACCUUGAUCAACAAGACGCUUCAGACACUGACACCGAAGUGGAGGACGUCACGAAAGAUCAGCCGUUAUGCAAGAGUAAUGGUUCCUCGGCGAGGAAUAGUAUGAUGUUGGAGCUUGUUGGUGGGAGCCUUUCUUCGCCAGACGAUGCUUUUUCGAAGAAACCGAAAGCACCAGGAACCGACGAAGUCGUUGAAUCUCUCGACCAAAAAAUGGUUGAGAAAGUUAACUCGUUACGUGAACCAGAAAUCCAGUUGCAAAACGAACAGGUGAACAGAAUCAUCAUCGACUCGCCUCGGUGCUCAUUCAUUGGGGGUGAUAAUCCUUCGUAUUCCAUUUCUUCUUUAUCUUUUUCACAGGCGUUGAAUGAAUCGAAGGAAAACAACGUUUGCAAUGACUCAGUCGAUGGUGACUUUAAUUCUGUGAAAGAUUUUGACGAAUGUAAUGCUUUGGGAGAUCGAAAGCAACAUGAUAAUUUAUUUCUGCUUGAUAUGAACGUAGAUAGUGUCGUAAAAAGUAACUGUGAGAAUAAAAGGAAAUUUGAGUUUAAUGAGGAAGUCUUUCAUGAAGAUUGUGAUGUUUUCGACUAUCAAUGUUUGCCUCAGGAGGUUCCAUACAAGAUCCAAGGGACUCCAGAUGUUGCAGUUAAAUGCAAGAGGUCAAUUGGGAAGGAACUGGAUGCAGAGGAGGAGCAAGAGCAGGAGAUCAAGUGCUCACACUCAGAUAUCUGUUCCCCACCACUCUUGCAACUAACAUCUGCAACGACUGGUGCUACAGAGUCGACUUCUUAUGCCUUUGGUGUUGGAAGUGGUGGUGGCACUAGUGCCAGUAAGAGUCAAGGCACUGAAGGGAUAUUAAUGACGAUGAAAGCCGAUGGGCAGAAAGGAAGAGCGGAACCCAGAGAAGGAGACCUUUCAAGUAUGAGGACUCAACACCAUGACUUGACUCUGUGCAUAAACAGUGAUUGUAUUGGAUUGACCCCUCCUCCCACUCCCAGCCUCCUCCCACCUCCGCCUCCCACGCCCACUCUGCCGCCACCGCCGUUAGGUUUCCUUUUCAGUUAUGGCGAUGACCCUUAUCGUCAAGAGUGCGCAAAUGAGAAUGAGGGUUGGCCCUCUGAGAAUGCCUUGGCAACGUCGCCAAGCAUGCCCAGUAUUCCUACGUUUGAUAUCACGAGUCUGAAGAACGAGAUCAGUGCAAUCAAAGCGGAAAUUCUGACCCGCAAAGGAAAGCAGGCGCACCUCAAGGAGGAUUCCGAAGAACGGUGCAUCGUCUCUUCUUGCGAAGACAUCAGCAAUUUACGAGAUGAGAUUUUAUCUCUGAAGGAGGAUUUUUAUUCCCUACUCAGCGAAAAUAAAUCUGUGGAGAUCACUAAAGAUCACAAAAAACAUCCGAAAAAAUCUGCUCGUGCCCAUCAACAUCAUCAUCAUCAUCAUCAUCAUCAGAAUUAUAAUAAAAUACCUUCUCUAAGGCAUCAGCUCAAGUCGGUCAGUAUCGACAACGUCGAUGAUAUCAAAAAGUGUCGAUUUCAAGAUGCCGAGCUUCCUUCCUUUCUGAGGAAGGAGAGCGGUAAAAGCAACAAAUCUGCGAGUAAAUCAUCAGUGAAUGUAUUUACGAGUGUCGUAGAAGUUCCUUGUGAGCCCCGAGAAACGAGUAGUGCCAGUAACAGCAGACCUUCCAGCUACUACAGUGCUUGCCGUAGUAGUGAUUCGUUUGAAUCGGCAGCAGGAAGUGAGCUGCUUUUCCAACUCAAAGGGGACCAAGUCGUCGAAGAAGAGAAAAUUGAGAAACCUUUUGAGUUUGAUUCAGGAAGCAGAAGUGACAAUUUAUUGAGUGCUACUGUAGCAUUAGCGGAGGCAAGGGGACAGGCGGCGGAAAAAGCGCCCUUGAGUAUAAGUGAUAGCGAAAGUGUUCGUGAAUGUGGUCAAAUUAAUGCGGGGAGCGUUAGCAGUGUUUGUGAAGGAGUCAAGAGUAAAGAGAAGAUUGAUAGUGGUAGUGAUAGUGAGAGUGGGGGGGAGGAGGAGGAGGAGGAGGAGAACGAAUUGCAUAAAAAUAUCGAAGAAAUUGGAUGUAUUGAUUGUACCGUCAUUGAACGACCCACCAGCGUCGAAAGGAUUCUGUAUGGUUUUGAACCCUCGCCUUAUAAAUUGAGAAGUGGCUAUUCAGCAACAGGACCAACGGCUUUACGUGACUUCCGAACCACGUCGAGAGUGAACUUCUAUCACCAGAAAUACACAUCUCUCACUCCUCAAUGGAAUGGUCGGGAAUCAAACCCGCGACCACCGAGAACGGAUAUGCGGGAGCGAGAUUUGGAAGAGGAAGAACGAGAGGAGAUCUUGGGCUCUGAUGAUGAAGAGCAAGAAGACCCAUUUGACUAUUGUAAAGGAGGAUAUCAUCCCGUGAAAAUAGGCGACCUCUUCUACAACAGAUACCAUGUGAUACGUAAAUUAGGUUGGGGGCAUUUUUCUACUGUAUGGCUAUGUUGGGACCUACAAGCAAAACGAUUUGUUGCGCUCAAGGUAGUGAAGAGUGCAUCACAUUAUACAGAAACUGCAUUAGAUGAAAUUAAGUUACUAAAAUGUGUAAGAGAAAGUGAUGAAAAUGAUCCUAAACGGGACAAAACAGUCCAGCUUUUAGAUGACUUUAAAAUCAGUGGUGUAAAUGGGACUCACGUAUGUAUGGUAUUUGAGGUGCUUGGGCACAACCUUCUGAAGUUUAUCAUUCGAUCCAAUUACCAGGGCAUCCCUCUUGGCAAUGUCAAGAGAAUCAUCCGACAGGUGCUUGAAGCCUUGGAUUACUUACAUGCCAAGUGUAAGAUUAUCCACACUGACAUCAAGCCUGAAAACAUCUUGAUGUGUGUGGAUGAGUCAUAUAUCAGAAAAUUAGCAUAUGAAGCCACACAGUGGCAGAAAAUGGGGCUAAAACUUCCUGGUUCUCUAGUAAGUACAGCUCCAAAGCAUUACUCUCAGCCUGAUCCAAAUGCAAAAAUGUCUAAAAAUAAGAAGAAAAAGUUGAAGAAAAAACAGAAAGCUAAACAAGCACUUUUAGAGAAUCAAAUGAAGGAGUUGGAAGCACUAGAAGAAAAAGAAGCACGACAGGCCUUGGAAGCAUGUGACCUUGUGACACCAAAUGCCUCAGUUCUCAGCAAUGAGUCUAGCAUUGAAGAGAGCAGUAACAUGGAGUCCCAAACCAAUGAACAGCAGUUGGACAAAGUAGCUGAAGGUUUAGAGGAAGUAGCGUUACAAUUACAAAGUCAACAACCACAGCAGCAGCAGCAGCAGCAGCAGCAGCUAAUAAACUCAAACCAGAUACAAGAAUUAGAGCCUCAAAACCACCCUCUCUCUCAGAGUCAUCCCCCUCAGCUUCAUACUUCACUUGCAUCUCAGCCACAGCUCAUCACACCUAACCUUACCCUAGAAGAAGAAGCUCAGCAAAAACUUGUGGACAAGGAAGUUCAGGGCCUUCAAGGGAAAAUGAGAUCCUCAAAAAUCUUGAAAGAACACCGCAAGAGUUUAGCAGAGAUGUGUGAAGGUGAUGUUCGGCCAGGUGGGGCUGUAGGUCUCUCUUUAGAUCCACUAAUGAAUGGUCACGACAGCCCCCGCCCCACUCUUGGACGCUCUGAGUCAGAAAUUACUCCUGACAUGCGGCUACCCCCUGAAGAUGAAGAGGGUGAUGAUGGUGGUGCCAACAUUAGCAACAUGAGUGGUGCAAGCAACAGCAGCAGUGCUGGGGGUAUGCGUAGGGUUGCAUCAUGCCCAGAUCAUAAGGCAAUUGAUCGGAAUCCAGAUCCUGUCACAGAAGUCUGUGACAUGAAGGUCAAGAUAGCUGAUUUAGGAAAUGCAUGUUGGGUAGAUCAUCAUUUCACUGAAGAUAUACAAACUCGACAAUAUAGGUGUCUGGAAGUACUUUUGGGAGCUGGUUACGGUGCACCAGCUGACAUUUGGAGUACUGCAUGCAUGGCAUUUGAACUGGCAACAGGGGACUAUUUGUUUGAGCCACACAGUGGAGCAGACUACACACGUGAUGAAGAUCAUCUUGCCCACAUCAUUGAACUGUUAGGGAAAAUUCCACGCCAUAUAGCUCAGUCUGGCAAAUACUCAAAGGAGUUUUUUGAUAAGAAAGGUGACUUGAAGCAUAUCACCAAGCUCCGUCCAUGGGGCAUGUUUGAGGUGCUGACUGAGAAAUAUGAGUGGCCUGAAGAGGAGGCUCGUGCUUUCAGUGACUUCUUAAUUCCUAUGCUGGCAUUUGACACAUCAGAACGAGCAACUGCGAGUGAAUGUCUUAAACACCCGUGGCUCAACUCAUGAAUAUAUGUCAAGCGGAAAACCAUACCCUUUGGCUUCUCCCUGGUAGAAAGUUAUUUUAUCUGUUCGGGUAGUUAAUCUGAGCAGGGUAAUAAAAUAUAUAUAUAUAUAUAUAUAUAUAUAUGUAUAUAUAUAUAUAUAUA